AUGGCCGGGAGAGCGUGGGGCGCGCCGGGCGGGACCCCUCUGCUCAACGCCUCGCAGCCCGCGCCGGGACGCGGGGAGGAGGCGCGGCCGCGACCCUCCUGGCUGGUCUCCACGCUCGCCUCCAUCCUCAUCUUCACCAUCGUGGUGGACAUCCUGGGCAACGUCCUGGUCAUCCUGUCGGUGUAUCGCAACAGGAAGCUGAGGAACGCAGGAAACCUGUUUGUGGUGAGUCUGGCUGUCGCAGACCUGGUGGUGGCCGUUUACCCCUACCCCUUGGUGCUGGCAUCUAUAUUUAACAAUGGAUGGACGCUGGGGUACCUGCACUGCCAAAUAAGUGGUUUCUUAAUGGGCUUGAGCGUCGUGGGCUCCAUAUUCAAUAUCACGGGAAUUGCCAUUAACCGCUACUGUUAUAUCUGCCACAGUAUCAAAUAUGACAAGCUGUACAGUAACAAGAACUCCGUCUGCUACAUUAUCCUGAUAUGGAUACUGACACUUGUGGCCAUUGUGCCCAACCUGAGUAUUGGGUCCCUGCAGUAUGACCCGAGGAUCUACUCCUGUACGUUCACUCAGUCGGUCAGCGCUGCAUACACGAUAGCUGUGGUGGUCUUCCAUUUCAUCAUUCCUAUGAUCAUCGUCAUCUUCUGUUACUUAAGAAUCUGGAUCCUGUUCCUUCAGGUCAGAUGGAGGGUGAAACGUGACAGCAAACUCAAACUGAAACCCCAGGACUUUAGGAACUUUAUCUCCAUGUUUGUGGUGUUUGUACUUUUUGCCAUUUGCUGGGCUCCAUUAAACAUUAUUGGUCUUGCUGUGGCUUCAGAUCCUGCCAGUCUAGUGUCCAGGAUUCCAGAGUGGCUAUUUGUGGCCAGCUACUAUAUGGCGUAUUUCAACAGCUGCCUCAAUGCCAUCAUAUAUGGUCUACUGAACCAGAAUUUCAGGAAGGAAUACAGAAGAAUUAUAGUCUCGCUGUGUACCGCCAAGACGGUCUUUGUAGGUAGUUCUAAUGAUGUCGCAGAAAGAAUUAAAUGCAAACCCUCCCCAUUAAUGACCAACAAUAAUUUAAUAAAGGUGGAUGCUGUUUAA
Messenger RNA from Sorex fumeus (smoky shrew), 1080 nucleotides. It is a transcript of the gene MTNR1A, whose product is annotated as melatonin receptor 1A. Gene Ontology annotation, biological process: G protein-coupled receptor signaling pathway. The transcript has 2 exons. The coding region runs from base 1 to 1080 and encodes 359 amino acids. The record is from RefSeq and is a predicted model, not a curated record. NCBI's taxonomy places the organism in Eukaryota, Metazoa, Chordata, Mammalia, Eulipotyphla, Soricidae. Gene Ontology annotation, cellular component: membrane. Gene Ontology annotation, molecular function: melatonin receptor activity.